GGGCAAGAAAAGUCUAGGAUUUUGUUUUGGUUGCGUGUGUGCGGCGUGCGCGUUUGUGUUGACGAAGUUAAUAAAAAAAUUUGACUGAAAGAAAAAAGAGGAUACAGUAGCCCAACAGUUGACUCACACCUUUAAAAAGCAGGUACUUUGUCCCUGGAGGGACGGCAAUCCAUAGGGCAAAAAAAAAGAAUUUGAAUCGACAGAAUUUCGGACGAAAAUAUCGUCCAAUUUAUUUGGAUUUUUUACGAAGCAAAAGGAUGUCGGAUGAUACGGAGAAGGACGAAGAAGAGAAGCCUAUAGUGCCGAAGACACCCGUAGAUCUGCAGAGGCUAAAACUAAUGAAGCUAAUGAAGAACGCGGAUAAACCAGUUAUAUUGCCAGAACGUCCAAAAGCCAAGAAUACGCCCUCUGUACCAGAAUUCGUUCGUAAUGUUAUGGGAAGUAGUGCUGGAGCAGGCAGCGGAGAGUUUCAUGUGUAUAGACAUUUGAGACGUAAAGAAUAUGCGCGGCAAAAAUUUAUUCAGGAGAAGGCACAUAAGGAGCUUUUGGAUGAGGAAUACCACAAAAAAUUGGAAGAAAAUAAAAAAUUAGCAGACGAGGCAACAGCAAAGAAGCGUGCUAAGAGAUUGAAAAAGAAGCAACAGCGUAAGCAGAAGAAACGUGCAAAGACAAAGGAGAAUAACACUAUUGUUACAGAUGAAAAUGACAGUGAAAACGACAGUUCAGAGGAUGAGGAUGAGGAGAGUAAGACUGUGAAAAGUAGUGAAGUGAAAGUGAAGUCCAAAGAAAAUGAUAGUUGUAAGAAUGUGUCUGCUGAUGAGAGUGAAGUGAAGAUAGUGACAAAAAAGGAAUCGGCAUUAUCUGUGGAAGAAAAUCAAGAAGAUACAUUAAAAACGUCAUCCAAAGAAUUGAGCAAAAACAUUCAAAGUGAAAACGACACGUAAUGCACAUUAACAUUCUCUUAUCAAAUUUGAGAUUAUGUAUAUUUAAUCAAUGUAUAAUAAUUAUGUAUUAUAAUUAAACGUUUAGUUAUAAGUAUAACUAAAUUUAGAUUUGUCACUAUUGAAAGAAACAUUCAUAAAAAUAUAAUUUAUGUAUUAUCAAAAUCUUA
Messenger RNA from Monomorium pharaonis (pharaoh ant), 1111 nucleotides. RefSeq names its product PRKR-interacting protein 1 homolog. Gene Ontology annotation, molecular function: protein kinase binding; protein kinase inhibitor activity; double-stranded RNA binding. Gene Ontology annotation, biological process: negative regulation of protein kinase activity. The record is from RefSeq and is a predicted model, not a curated record. The coding region runs from base 258 to 944 and encodes 228 amino acids. Lineage: Eukaryota; Metazoa; Arthropoda; Insecta; Hymenoptera; Formicidae. Gene Ontology annotation, cellular component: nucleolus. The transcript has 3 exons.